CACUACAGUCAACAGCAAGCAGUCAACAUAUGCGACCACACGGAGGCGCUGCGAGAUCCCACUCUAUGGUUGAGGAGGACUGUCAGUGUGGGCGUUGAGAUAAAGAAGCGCGAAGCUUUAUUCAUGCUUUGUGCUGCGUUGGCGCAAGAGGUACAGACUGCGGCAGUGAUCUCUUGUUCUGGUGAAAUAUCUAUCGGCCGCUGGUUUCAUAAUGGCUACCCGCUCCAGGAAGAGAAAGAUUAGUGAGGCGGUAGAGGUCUCCGAAAAGAAGAAAGCAGAGACGGACACUUCUCAUGAGCAGCGCAUUGUGAUAGAGCACUGCACCAGCUGACGAGUUUAUGGACGAGCAGCCGCUGAAGUGAAGACUGCCCUUCAAGGCAUUUUUCAUGAAGUGAAAAUUGAGAUAAAUCCCAUAAAACCCAGAAGAGGAAGCUUUGAGGUUACACUGCAGAAUCCUGAUGGACAGAAUGUGGAGAUUUGGACAGGUAUAAAAAAGGGUCCUCCUCGAAAGCUCAAGUUUCCUGAUCCAGAGACCAUUGUUUCCUCUCUACAAAAAUUUUUUAAGUAGACAUUUA
Messenger RNA from Hyla sarda, 575 nucleotides. RefSeq names its product selenoprotein H (gene SELENOH). The transcript has 3 exons. Gene Ontology annotation, cellular component: Golgi apparatus. The record is from RefSeq and is a predicted model, not a curated record. Lineage: Eukaryota; Metazoa; Chordata; Amphibia; Anura; Hylidae.